Messenger RNA from Paramecium primaurelia, 4464 nucleotides. Lineage: Eukaryota; Ciliophora; Oligohymenophorea; Peniculida; Parameciidae. The record is from the annotation of a GenBank genome assembly.
AUGAAUUAUGUAUUUAAAGUUUUCGUGGCUAAAUUUCUCAAUCUUUAUAUUGAGGGAUUUGGAGGCUCUUAAGUAUAAUUGUAUUAAGGAGCAUUGAAUCUUUAAAAAGUUUAGCUCAAAUUGUAAACUCUGAAUAAAUUACUUAAAGAAUUAUUGAUUCCUUUUACAAUACUCAAAGCUGAUAUUGAAAUGCUCAAAAUAGAUAUUCCUUGGGCAUCUUUAACUACUCAGCCUAUCAAAACACAUAUAAGUGGUUUGAAUGUAAUCAUACAAUAUAAUGAAUAAGAAGACAUUGAAAAUUUGAUCUAGGAUUUAUCAAAAAAAUAAAAUACAGAAAAUAAGAUAUCAAUUUAAGAUGAGAUUCGAAAACACAAAGAAAUAGAUGAAUAAGUAUUAAAAAGAUUUGUAAAAAAAUUAUUACUUAAUCUUUCUUUUGAAAUUAAAGAUAUUUAAGUUGAGUUGCUAAUUAAACAACAAUAUAGAUUAUAAGUUGUUUGUCAAUAAUUUAGUACAUCAUGUUAAGAGAAUUUAAGAAUAAAUCCUGAAGAUGUUGAUUAAUUUCAUAGAGAAUUAAAAGUGGAGACAUUUUUUAUUAAAUUGAUUCGUUUUAAGGAUGAUGAUAUUUCAAAUUAGUAAUUAUUAGCUUUAGAUUAAUGUAAUUCUUAUCUAGAAAGAUCCAAAGAUUCUAUAUAUUGUCAUGUUGAAUUUAAUAACUUUAAUAUUAUUUUAGAUAAAGACAUUGUAUUAUUGGCAAAUGAUGCUAUGGAUAAACAUACUUAAUUAUAAUAAUUAGUUUAAAAUAAGUUAAAUGAAUUCAAAAUUCAACCUAUUCAUGAGAAUUUCAUUUUUAGAGAUAUUACAACUGUAAGUAAGGGAAUUCAUUUAUCUAUAUUUUCUAAUAAUCUAUUUAUUCAAUCAUAAUUAUUAACAUUAUUUAUUUAAUAAUGUAAUAUUUGUGCUAAAUCAUUUUUAUAGUAAAUGUUAUAUAAAUUAAGUUUUGAGGAAAUACAUGUAAUAAAAUUUAUUGUAUAUAUUUAGAUUAAAUAUAAUGGACUUAAGAUUGUUUAAUUGACUAAAUAAGAUAGUAAUGAGUUUAGUAUAUGGCCAGAAUUGCACAAUCAAGAUGCAGAUAAAGUAAGCAUUGUUCUAAUUGUAGUAAUAAAUUAUUAUAGAAAUCGCACAAAAUUAAAGUGAUAGAAUGAAAUUGAUAGAGCAAAAGUUAUUUCUUUAAAUAGAAUUCAUUCAUCUUGAAGUAGAUAUUCAACAUUUAAUAUAAAAUUCAUAAGCAAUCUUAAAUCAUAUUUAAAGUUAUUAAUGUUUUAUACCUCCUCAAUAAUAAUAAUAAAUAUCAACUAAAAGUCAAACUCAUAUCAAAUCUCUUUAAAAAAAAUUAACAUUUAAAAUGAAUAUUAUGAAAAAUAAAUUAACUCUUAAUGUAUCUGGAAUAACAUAAUUCUAAUUAUUAUUUCAAAGUUAAACUCAUAUUGGAAUGUAUUAAAAGAAAGAUAAAAUAAAAAAUAUUGAAUUGAAACAUAAUUAAUUAUAAUUUCAUUUAUUUGAUCAAAAUUAGCAUCUUUUAGUAUCUCUAAAUGGAUUUAAUGCUAUUUUUGAUUAUUUCAAAUAAAUUGAAUUAAAUAUUCAAAUUUCAUAAGUUUAAAUAAGAAUAUAAAAAAAUACAUUUGCAUAAUUAAUAUCCUUAUAAAAAAUUAUAGAAACUGAAAAAUUUGUAUAAAAUGAUUCAAUUUAAAAUAAAUAAGUAUAAAAUAAUUAAUAACAUCAUAAAAAUAUUAAAUUUACAGCAUUAAUGGAGAGAUGCUAAAUAGAUUUUGGAUAAUGUAUAAAGAUUAAUAAUUAUGUAUCUUUUAUUACACUUAACAUUAAAUAAUUGAAUUUAUAAUUAUUAUUAAUUGAAAAUAAUGCACAUCAUUUAGAAUUAAAAUCUAAUUUUAAUUUAUGGACUACUCAUCCUUUAUAGAAAAAAAGUUGUAAAAUUACUAAUGUAAAUAUUAUUAAUCUAUUUUAAGACUAUUAAAUGUAAAUUAUUAUGGAAUAAAAUAAUUGAUUCUAAUUAAUAAGAUUCUUAAAAUAUUCUUUAGAUUUAAAAUGCUGUUGAAAUCAAAUUAUCUUAAUUAACAAUAUCAAAUAUAUUAAAUACAUUUAAUUUAUUAAGUGGAUUAGAUGUUGUUAGUGUAAUAAGAAAUAAAACAAAAAAGAAAAUAUUACUUAAGAUUAUAAAUGUUUAAACUAAAAAUGUAUAAUCAUUCACACUUGAAACUGAAGAUUCUACAUUGCUUUCAUCAUUAUAUGACAAUCUUUAAGGUUAUUUAUAUUUAUAUAUUUUAAAUAGAUCCUAAAGAUUAUCCUACAUAUUAAAUCUAAUUAGGCUUAGAAAUUAAUGAAUCUCUAUAAUUUUGGUCUUCAGCUUAUCCAUUUCAUUUAUCCAAAUAAUAUUUUAAUAAAUUUGUAUUAAUUGAUGAAAUAGAUUAACAAGAACAUGAUAUUUUUUUAAAGGCUGUUAAUAAUGAAUUUAUUUUAACUUAAUAGGAUAAAUAAAAUACAGAUUUAUAGACAGUUGCAGAACCUACUAUAGAAAAUUAAUCUGAUUAUUUAUUGACAUUUAAAACUGGGAGUGUUGAAUGUUUUUUAAUAGAGGGAAAUUCUAAAAAGGUUUUCCAUACAAAAUUAACAGAAUAGAAUACAAUUACAUUAAUAUUAAGUAUUAUAAUGAUUUUAUUUUUAUAGUGACUGAAAAUUAAUAAGAAAUAAAGUUUAAUUUAAAAGAAGUGAUUUAACAAAAAACUGUUUUAUCAUUUAAUUUUGUAAAAAUAGAUAAUAAUUUUUAUAAUGUGCUUCUUUCAUUUGAAUUAGUAAAAGAUCCUAAAGGAUAAUAUUUUUAGAAAGUCAUAAUAAAACCAUUUCUAAUUAUUGUUAACUUACUUCCAUGGAAUUUUAGUAUUGGAAAUGCAUAAUUUAUAAAUUUACCUAUAAGUGUUGAUGUUAAUAUGAAUAAUACUCUUAUAAAUAAUUUUGAUUAAUAAUUAGAUUUAUUUUAUGCAAAUUUAUUGAAUAAUAGAAAACAUACAUCAAAUUAAUCAUAAUAAAUUAUUAUUAAUGGAUAAGUUACAAAUUUGUAUUAUUUAAACUUUUUAAAGGAAGGGAAAUAUGCAAUAGAGAUUAAUAAGAGACAUCAUAUGAUUAUGAUAUUUAGAAAUAAUGUUUUAGUGUAGAAUUAAAUGUGUUUUGUUAUUUGUCGUAACAUUUAUUAAUAGUAAAUAAAAUAUUUAUUAUUAAAAAAUAAAACUUAAUUUAAUUUUAUUUUAAUGAAAAAUAAAUCAAGAAUUCAUAUUUAUCCAUAUUCAGAUAAUUGUCUUGAAUACAAUAUAUAAAAAGGGGAUAAAUAUAGAAUAUUUGUUACUAAUUAAGAUUAUGAAUUAAUGUAAUUAUUAGAUUCUGAAACUAUGACUAAACAUAAUUUAAAAGUAAAUAAAAUUUAAAUUUAAAAUAUUCAUAUUAUAGAAAUUAUAAUUAAUGAAGAAAAGAUUAUAGGAAAAGAAUUUAAAAUAUCUAUUCCUAAUGUAAAAAUAGACAUUUAAGUUUGUGAUAGAUAGGAGAUUAAUAUCUUUUUUGAUUUAAAUUUAAGAUUUUUCUCUGAUACUCAUUUAGAUAUUUUAAUUUAAAAUUUUAUACUUUAAUUUGAGAAUAUUAAUGUAAUUAAUAUUACUGAUUGUUUUUCAAUUAUUGAAAUGUCAAAAUCAAAUGAUUUAAAUAUCAUAAUGAUAAAUAAUAUUUUCUUUAAAAUAAAAGAUAUCAAAUUAAAUAUUUAAUAAUAAUUUCUUAAUUCAAUUAAGUUAUUAAUUUAAUUAUUAAGAUUAGAUCCUUUAUUUUUAAGAUAAGAAUAAUAAUAAUAAAUAUAAUCUACUAAAUGUUAAUGGGAAUAAUUAAUAUAACCAACAUUUAUUAUUUUAAAUAUGAUUAUAGAUCCAAUAGCAUUAGAAAUUAAUAUAUUAACAUAAAUGAUAAAUAUGACUAAUAAUAUACUCUUACCUUAAUAAUAAAUAAAAAUGAAAAAAUUCAAACCAAAUCAAUUAAAAUAAGAAAUUGUAUCCUUUUAUUUGGCAUUUCUAAUUACUAAAAUUCCUACAAUUUAAUUAUUAAUAUAAAAUUUACCUAAUCCAUUAUAAUUAUUAUAAUCUAAAAAGAAUGAACCUGAUGUUGUUAAAUUACCUUAUUUUUUCAUACAUUCACCUAUAUAAACUAAAAUUAAUUAAACAGAAUAUGUUUAUUUAAAUAAAAAUUGUAAAUUAGCUAUUUCAAAUGAAAAAUUAAUAAGAUGUCAAAUUGUAUUAAGUAAUGAUAAACUUGAAAUAUUUGCAUAAGAUGAAAAAUAAACAAUUCUUUUAGAUUCAAUAUCAUAAAUUAGAUUAAAUAAAUAAAAUUUUAGUAUUUAUGUAAAGAAAAAUUUGA